UAACUACUUCGCGCAUAGCUAAGCGUAUAAAGUGGUUUUAAAAUCGGAUUUCGUUACUGUUAUCGAUACUGACGACAACGUUGACGAUGGUUAAAUAGAUAAUAACGGCGUUUGAAUGAGCUUUAGGAAGGGAGCGUAAUCAGUUGAACGUAAUGUAACAUAAAUGCGCAGACUACUUUUCAAAAAGUAGUAUUGAGAAACAAUAUACAUAGAUCGUAAGAGAACAGUUGAAGAGUACAUGAAAGACGAGAUGAAUAUAUUGUUGUUAAAAAGUUACGUGUGUAUCACUGUGCUAUCGAUAUGGUCUCCAGCCUCUUACGCGCUACUUGGAAACGAAACGUUCUCGAUUUACUUGCCGAAUGGAAUCGCCGAAGCACGUGACAUAAAUCAACCGAUGCUGUCUAUUAAAAAUAAGGUGGUAGCGAAGCAAGCAACGAGAAGCGAUGGACAAGAAUCAUUCGUAUCUCUUAGGAUCGAAGAAAAGGAAUUAGAGAAAGAAAUUAACUGUACGGAUCGUUCUAUAUUUGAUUUUCCCGAGGAUUUGUUCACGUACAAAGAACGCCGUCACGGAGCCGUAGUGUUGCAUACCUUUCUCGGAUUAUAUUGUUUUCUAUUGACAGCAUUCGUUUGCCAUGAUUAUCUAUUACCAGCUAUCGACUGCAUAUGCGUCAGUAUGAACAUAAGCACCGAUGUUGCUGGAGCGACGUUCCUUGCUAUGAGCAGUUCCUUCCCUGAAUUAUUCGUGAAUAUAAUUGGAACGUUCCUAACCGAGUCGGAUCUUGGUGUUGGUACUGUUGUCGGUAGCGCCGUAUUUGACACGUUUGCAACUCCGGCCUGCGGAGCGUUAACGACUCUUUGCGCGAUACCGUUAGAAUGGCGAAUAUUGUCACGAGACUGUGCAAUGUACGUGGUAUCUAUUGGAGCAUUGGUAGCAAUAAUGUGGGAUCGUCGGAUUCAUUGGUACGAAGCCAUGAUUUUGUUAAUGUUGUUCUGCAUUUACCUAAUCUUGCUCUUUUGUGGCAAAGGUAUUUGGCAGUGUUGCGGUAAAAUCGUCCCUUUUAAUUCUAAAGCCGCGACAAAGUUGUCUAACGUUGAAGAGAAGUUGCCUCGUAAUGGCUCCUAUAAACUGCGCUCUCCAGAUGAUGUCGUUGCAGUUAGUCCUAGUAAAAACGUGGAUAUUAAAACAUUGGAAAGCCAACAGCGUGAUCUCGAAAAUGUUCUAGAGAAUUUUGACAAAUCGCUGGAACGUUCUGUUUCUGAAUAUUUAUUUACUUGGCCAAGGGAACGAACUAUGAUUGCAAAAUGUUGGUUUAUGUUUGGUUGGCCAUUAAAAUUUUUGCUAUAUGUAACGAUACCAGAUGUCCGGAUCGAACGAUUGAAACGCUGGUAUCCAUUGACAUUCAUUAUGUGUGUGAUUUGGAUCGGAAUAUCUUCUUAUUUAGUUUCUUGGAUGACGACGGUUGUAGGUGAUACAAUAGAUAUCCCGGAUUCCAUUAUGGGUCUUACAUUUUUAGCCGCCGGUGGAAAUAUGCCGGAGCUUGCGUCCAUCGUGAUUUUAGCCAGACAAGGGGACGGAAAUAUGGCGAUGAGCAAUACGUUGGGGGCAAAUAUUCUCGACAUUUUACUUUGCCUGGGCUUACCGUGGACAAUAAGUUGUCUAAUGAAAGGAAGAGACGUGGAGAUCGUAUCAGGAGCUAUAUCCUACAGUGUACUUACAACAGUUAUUUGUAUAGUAGUUCUUUUUACAGUUAUAGCAUGUUUCAAUUUUAAAUUAAACAAAAAGGUAGGAAUUAUAUGUCUAGUGUUAUAUGCAAUAUUUUUAAUAUUUGCCAUUCUCGUAGAAUUGAACAUUUUCUUCUUUGUAAAUUUACCAAUGUGUCCUCAUACCGAUGAAUUAUAUUGAUUACUUUCGUA
This is a messenger RNA of Bombus pascuorum, 1914 nucleotides long. Its product is annotated as sodium/potassium/calcium exchanger 3-like. Lineage: Eukaryota; Metazoa; Arthropoda; Insecta; Hymenoptera; Apidae. The coding region runs from base 239 to 1903 and encodes 554 amino acids. Gene Ontology annotation, biological process: calcium ion transmembrane transport; intracellular calcium ion homeostasis. The transcript has 6 exons. Gene Ontology annotation, cellular component: membrane. Gene Ontology annotation, molecular function: calcium, potassium:sodium antiporter activity; calcium channel activity. The record is from RefSeq and is a predicted model, not a curated record.